Molecule: messenger RNA, 1356 nt
Organism: Symbiodinium natans
Lineage: Eukaryota; Dinophyceae; Suessiales; Symbiodiniaceae
Source: the annotation of a GenBank genome assembly
AUGUUUUGGGUCUUGGCGUCUGCCUACUUGGCGACCAGCCUCAGCGAGACUAUUCCGUGCACCGACAAGCCGAGUUGCAUCGAGUUCCUGAAAGAUUGGCAAAAUCACCGGUCAGAUUCGGGGAAGCCGAGGGCUGUUUGGGCAUGGACGCACUUGGGGGCUGCAGGUGGCGGUCUCCUCCAUUCGGACGAGUGGUAUAGCCAGACAGACUGCUUCGUUGAGGCUUUGAAGCUCAACAUCAGCAAUGCCGAUGCAUGGUCCCAUUUGGGUGUUGCCUUACAAGGGACUUUCGGGGUUGCGUCUCUGCACCGCAAGUCCUACAACGCAUCCGACUGCUUUGUGGAGGCUGUGAAGUUGAACCAAACGAAUCCAAGAGCGUGGUCACACCUGGGCACAGUUGGUGGGGGGUGGGUCAACUCCAAAUGGCACAGUCAGAUGGAUUGCUAUAUCAAGUCUCUCGAGGACAGCGAUGACGCAGACACCUGGGUAAACUUAGGCACGGCAGGUGGCGGCAAGGUCAAGGAGAAAAGAUACAGUCCAAGGGAGUGCUAUGAAAAAGCUCUUUGGUUGAACAACGAGAGCUCCACCGUUUGGUAUAACCUCGGCAAUGAUGGAGGUGGGAUGGUACGUGGCGAAGAUGUGAGCAAUUGCUCCUGCUACUUGCGCUCAUUGAACCUCGACCCCAAGUUUCCUCACGCAUGGCUCAAAGUGGGCAAAUGUGGCGGUGGCAAGGUGACGGGCGCUUGUGAUGGCAGGAAGUGCAGCCGGAAGCAUUGCUACGAGAGGGCCGCGGAGAUUCAUCCAAGGUUCGGAGAGGCGUGGGAGGCUUUGGGCGGUGUCGGCGGUGGCGAAGUUCACGGCGUGAAGUACACCUCGGAAGACUGCAAGUCAAAGGCCCAGGCCUUGCUGGCCCGGGAGGAGGCCGAGGGCUGGUACGGCUUUGGCGUGGCCGGUGGCGUCCGCCAAAGCAACGGCGUCCACUACAGCAAGGAGGAGUGUUUCAAGAAGGCCGAAGAGCGUUUUGACAAAGAGCUGUAUGCCGGCGUGUCCCACCUCUCCAUACACAGUGCUCAGGCUUUCCGGGUCAUCGCAGGAGCACUCCUGGAUCGUGGAAGUCCCGGGCACCGCAAGUUCCAGGCUUUCAUGAGGGCGGUCUUUCACGCGUGCCACCCAGCGUCCCAGUUGUGCCUGGUUGAGGAGGCCAGGCAGGAUGACUUUGCGGAUAUGCUCAGCCGCCACAUUUACGUUGGCAAUCAUCCCGCGCCUCUGGAAACGAUUCAGGCAGUCUUGAUUGGAGCCGUGAGCCACAAUGUUGCUGCAUGUCAUGCAGUUCAGCAAGCAUGCCGAGCCAGAUGA